AUGGAGACGCCCGCCGUAUCGCAGCUGUUCAAGCAGCUUUUCCAACAUCGCCCAUGCCAGACAUGUCUCACGCGCCACGUUCGACAAGCCCCACGCCGUCUCUACAGCUCGCAGAAGCAAUACACUAGCCCAAACUACCAAGGACGCCGAAAAGAAGACAGCAAACUUGAGAGCAACUGGCAACAACGCAGCUCCUCUUUCCCUCCGGACAAGCUCGAAGAAUACAAGAGAUACCCACAAGUCACCUCCGAUGGCCUCCGCGCAAGAAAGGAGCGACCGAGGAGAGUACGCAUGCUGAUGCGCGACUUCAUCGAAGAUAGCCUGUACAACCCACAAUACGGCUACUUUUCAAAGCACGUCGUCAUCUGGACUCCUGGUGAACCUUUCGACUUCAACCAACUUCCUGACGAACAAUCCUUCUACCGCGAAUAUGGCCAAAGGUACAACGACUUUGAGGAUCAGCUGGAUGCAAAAGAAUACAACGAGACUCGCCAAUUAUGGCAUACUCCUACAGAACUCUUCCGCCCAUACUAUGGUGAAGCCAUUGCCCGCCAUCUGGUCGCAAACUACAAGUUGCAACUAUAUCCUUAUCAUGACCUUCUCAUCUAUGAAAUGGGUGCUGGAAAUGGAACUCUGAUGAUGAACAUCCUCGACUACAUUCGUCAAACAGAUCCUGAAGUCUACGCUCGCACCCGGUUCCGUGUCAUUGAAGUCUCCUCCGCUCUGGCUUCAAUUCAGGGAAGUCAAUUGAUGAAGAACGCCCAGGCAAAGGGUCACGCGGAUAACGUUUCCAUCAUCAACAAAUCAAUCUUCGAUUGGGACAUCUAUGAGGCUUCUCCUUGCUUCUUCCUAGCCAUGGAAGUUUUUGACAACUUUGCCCACGAUGUUAUCAGAUACGAUCCAUUCACCGAAGAACCACUCCAAGGCUCCGCUCUCAUCGACGCAAAUGGCGAUUUCUUCGAAUUCUACUCCAGGGACAUAGACCCCGUGGCUUCACGCUUCCUGCGUGUCAGAGAUGCCGCAUGCAGCGACAUCAACUACGCUCAUCCUCUACGCAACUCUCCCGCCACGCUCAGAAAGUUGAGGAGUAAAUUACCUUUUGCUCCCAACCUGAGCACGCCAGAGUAUAUUCCUACGAGGUUGAUGCACUUUUUCGAUAUUUUGCACAAGUAUUUCCCUGCGCAUAAAUUGGUUACUUCAGAUUUCCAUGCUCUGCCUGAUGCAGUGGAAGGCGUCAAUGCUCCUGUGGUUCAGACCCGUUAUCAGCGUCGCAUGGUUCCAGUGACUACACCUCUGGUCCACCAAGGGUUCUUCGAUAUUCUGUUCCCCACAGACUUUGCAGUCAACGAAGCCAUCUACCGCGCCAUCACUGGCAAACUCACCCGUGUCAUGAAGCACGAGGACUUUUUCAAGAGAUGGGCGUACGUCGAAGAUACUCAGACGAGGAAUGGAGAGAACCCCUUGUUGAGCUGGUACAAGAACGCUUCUGUAAUGAUUACUGUAUAG
Aureobasidium melanogenum CBS 110374 is the source of this 1506-nucleotide messenger RNA. Its product is annotated as DUF185-domain-containing protein. The record is from RefSeq and is a predicted model, not a curated record. Gene Ontology annotation, cellular component: mitochondrion. The coding region runs from base 1 to 1506 and encodes 501 amino acids. Gene Ontology annotation, molecular function: protein-arginine omega-N symmetric methyltransferase activity. The transcript is spliced from 2 exons. NCBI's taxonomy places the organism in Eukaryota, Fungi, Ascomycota, Dothideomycetes, Dothideales, Saccotheciaceae.